CACACUCAAAUUUUGUCCGUCCAUUCGACGCAACCCUGGCCACGCAGGACGGCCCACUUCAUAAAAUCCAUCGUCAUGUGCAGCACAUCUGGGCCGACUUUGCGGCGGCGUUGUCGUCGUCGUCUUCGCCCUUAAAACAAACACCGCCUCCUUAUCCCUUCUUUACAUCCGCCCUUUCCUUUUACAAAACUGAUCAACAUCUCUCAAACUUUUAUCCAUGAUCAUCUACUAACCCAACCCUUCUUUCCUCUUUCAAUUUUCCACUCAUAUAUUUGGUCCAAAUAUAAGGAGAAGUUGAAGUGGGAAUUUAAAUGGUGUUCAACAGUAAGGUGCUGCGUUGCCGUUCAAGGAGAAAACAGAGUAAACGUUUUGAGAACACUACAAGCACGGAUAAUGUCGAGGUGUCACCGAAUUCAGCAGCUGAUGCCAAGGCUUGUUGUACACAAACAGAGACUCCCUUUCAAGUGGCUGUUACAAUGGCAAGAGAUCGUGAUAUCUGUGUUUAUGCUGUUAAGCACCACUAUCCUCCGAUUGAUUCCUGUAUAGAGGACUUCCCACCUGUUGGCCGUGUUUCCCUUGUCAUUCAACCUGAAUCGAGAAAUGAGUAUUUGGAAACUUCAUCUGCCGAGUCCUCAAAUUCCAGUGCUCUUCGUGAUAUGCAUAUAUCGGCAAGAUUGAUGGAAGAAUUUAUGGUACUUGCCGGAGAUAAUACAAGCCAGAAUCUGGAGACUUGUGGGGUUCUUGGUGCUUUCCUUAAGAAUGGAACAUUCUAUGUAACUACCCUAAUAAUACCAAAGCAAGAAACAACUGCCCAUUCAGUAUGUCGUUCUUGUACUAAAUGGCAGUGCCAGGCAUUAAAUGAGGAGGAGAUACAUGCAAUACUGGAUGGCGAAUCUCUCUUUCCUGCAGGAUGGAUACAUACGCAUCCCUCUCAGACAUGCUUCCUAUCGUCAAUCGAUUUGCACACGCAAUACCCUUACCAGGUCAUGCUACCAGAGGCUGUUGCGAUUGUCAUGGCUCCAACUGAUUCCACAAGGAACUAUGGAAUAUUCCGGCUAACAAACCCUGGAGGGAUUGCCAUUUUAAAAGAGUGCAAGGAAAGCGGGUUUCAUUCACACCCGGAUACUUCUGAUGGAAGCCCUCUUUUCGAAUGCUGCAGCAACAUCUACAUUAACCAUAAUUUGCGGUUGGAGAUUAUCGACCUCCGCUCGUCUUCCCCACGGUAGAUGUUAUCACGUCUGACUGAUGCAUAUCUAUUUAUAGUUUUCUGUACGCUCAAGUUUGUUUCUGUUCCCUUUGGGUUGAUCAGUUAGAGAGUUGUGUACAUAGUAAUCCUAUUUUCUGUUCUAAAGAUAUGUAUAAUUUUGUUUCUUUAGCUUGACUUAGAAUUGUGAAAACUUAAGUGAUGUGGAGGUAGUGGUCUGCUAAUAAAUAGCAUCUUCUAGUCGACGAAAACAGGGAUGCUGUUAGGAAGCUGUGCAAUAACAGUGGUUUAAUUUGCGGUAGUAAGAGAUCAGAGACUACGAUGUGUUAUCUCUAUAAAAAGUUACUGGACUCUUUAUGAUAUAAUUUUGGACUGUUUAUGAUAUAAUGUUUUAGUUGCGUAUUUAA
Molecule: messenger RNA, 1611 nt
Organism: Ananas comosus (pineapple)
Lineage: Eukaryota; Viridiplantae; Streptophyta; Magnoliopsida; Poales; Bromeliaceae
Product: AMSH-like ubiquitin thioesterase 2
Exons: 9
Coding region: 312-1226 (304 amino acids)
Biological process (GO): protein K63-linked deubiquitination
Cellular component (GO): endosome; membrane
Molecular function (GO): protein binding; K63-linked deubiquitinase activity; metal-dependent deubiquitinase activity
Source: RefSeq, a predicted model, not a curated record